AACGCAACUUUAUAGCCACUACCCACAUGCGUAUCCGGUAGCCAUGUUACUUUAAAAAGUUAUCCUUUUCCGUUUUGUUGUCGAGAAAAUGACGGGCUUUAGUAAUAAGGCCAUAGUUAUCGAUGGCCGUGGCCAUCUGCUGGGCCGUUUGGCCGCAGUUAUUUCCAAGGUUCUUUUGGAAGGGAACAAAGUUAUUGUUGUGAGAUGUGAACAACUUAACAUCUCAGGAAAUUUCUUCAGGAACAAGCUGAAGUUCAUGUCAUUUUUGCGCAAACGCUGCAAUGUGAACCCAGCGCGUGGACCAUUUCAUUUCAGAGCUCCUUCAAAGAUUUUGUGGAAGACUGUCAGAGGCAUGAUCCCACACAAAACUGAGCGUGGAAAGGAUGCUCUUAGAAGGCUCCGUACUUAUGAUGGAUGCCCACCUCCAUAUGACAAUCGUCGCCGUGUGGUUGUACCAGCUGCCCUGCGAGUCUUCUGUUUGAAACCUGGCCGCAAAUACUGUCAUGUUGGCCGUCUAUCUCACGAAGUCGGAUGGAAAUACCGUGAUGUUGUCCGUAAACUGGAGGACAAGAGAAAGUUCAAGACCAUCCAUAAGGUUGCUUAUGAAAAGAAACUGAAGAAAAUCACCAAGGAAGCUGGAGAGAAGGUGGCAAAGGUUACAGCCCCCUUCAAUGCGGUCAUGCAAUCCUAUGGAUACAAUUAGGAUUUAGGAAGUUAUAUAAAAAAUAAACCUUUGGUUGCCCAAA
Molecule: messenger RNA, 746 nt
Organism: Melitaea cinxia (Glanville fritillary)
Lineage: Eukaryota; Metazoa; Arthropoda; Insecta; Lepidoptera; Nymphalidae
Gene: RpL13A
Product: 60S ribosomal protein L13a
Exons: 6
Coding region: 89-703 (204 amino acids)
Biological process (GO): translation; negative regulation of translation
Cellular component (GO): ribosome; cytosolic large ribosomal subunit
Molecular function (GO): structural constituent of ribosome; mRNA binding
Source: RefSeq, a predicted model, not a curated record